AUGCUAGACGACUUAACGGGGGAUGUCCUAGGUCUCGUGUUAAGCUAUUGUCCCAUCUCUGAUUACAAAUCUAUGACGUUGUUUUCCCGAUCAUGUUAUGAGACACAUUUUCGAGAUCCAAACUCAUCUGCCUUUACGGAAUGGUUAUUGCAGAUCAUUGCUAAAAGUAGUGAAAAGACAAGGAAUGAUGGAGAAAGUAUGACCAGAGAGAUGUGGAAUGAAAUUGAAAAAUUCAAGCCCUAUGUUUGGAAGCAAUUAAGCAGAAGAAAGUUAAUUCCUAAGGAAACAACUCUGGAUCAAAUUUCAUCCCUAAAUUGUUUACAAGUUAUUUUCUUUAUGAAUAAUAAUUGGUUGGAGAUGAAAAAUUUGUUCUUCUCUUCGGAUUUUUACACUUUUCAAGCUAGUUCUAGAUUUAGCAAUUUGAAUGGGAUUUUAUCUGAAGAUUUGAAUGAGGAUUUUCAUUCAGUCUUGGUUCAAAAUGAGGGAAUUACCAUUGAGGCAUGGAUAAAUAUUCCAUAUGAAUGGAAUACAGUGCAUGGAAAUGAUUGUGUUCUAGUAUUGAGAAAUAAGGAUUCGAAACAUGGUAUUGGAUUAUAUAUUUCUCCAAAGUUAGAUAUUAGAUUUGGAGUUGGAUCUAAACAAACUCAAUGCUAUCUCACCAAAUCAUACGAAUGGACACAUGUUGCUGGAGUGUAUGAUAUGAAGAGUAAUUAUGCAACAUUUUACGUGAAUGGAGAAGCAUUUGACAAGGUAUUUAUUUCUGAUGGAGAUUUGGAUUUUGAAAAGAAUAAUAUGGAGCUAGUGAUUGCUGCCGCUUCUGAUAUUCAUUCUGGAACUAUGAAGGGUGAAUUUACAGAUAUAAGAGUGUGGAAUGUUGCCAGAUCGGGUGAACAAAUUAGAAAAAGUAUGGGAAGAAGAAUAUUUGUCUAUCACUUUGAGAAUACUGAGGAUAUGAAUUAUUUAAUAUUCAAUUAUUAUCCAGAUCCAAAGAUGGAUGCAGGCAAUCUUAUUCUCAACAAGUCACCCAAUUUCAUAUAUAGAGCUGGACAAUUCACUUUACAAUCACAUAUUGAUUUCUUGGGAGGUCCAAUUCAAAGCAGACUAUUCCACAAUUCUUUGAAAACAGCAAAAUUCAAAAUCUAA
Molecule: messenger RNA, 1143 nt
Organism: Naegleria gruberi
Lineage: Eukaryota; Heterolobosea; Eutetramitea; Acrasida; Naegleriidae
Exons: 1
Coding region: 1-1143 (380 amino acids)
Source: RefSeq, a predicted model, not a curated record